AUCAAUUUCCAUCAUUUAUGUCUAACAUAUAUGAGAAUAAUAGAAAAUUCGUUACAACUAAAUAAAGAUGGGAAACUUUAACCCAAAAUAUAACUAAGAAAAUUAUAAAUAAAGAAAACAGUUCAAUAAGCCAAAAACAUGCAAUUGUUAAAUCAAUUUAAAAGAAUAAAUCCACUUUAUCCUACAAUAAAAAAAUCGAACUACCUUAAAGAACUAUUACUAAAUAUUUCAAAACAUAGAGAUCACAAAUCUACUCCAACCUAAAACUGCAAGAUUCAAAAGGAUGCAUUAGGGAAUUCAGAUGUUAUGAUGAUAAAGCAUUAAACAUCCCUAAUUCUUUUAGUUAAACUAUAACACAUUCACUCGAUAAUGAUUGUCAAUCAGAUGAUGAGCAAGUUCAAUUAGCAGUUGAGCAACUAAAAAAUUUACUUGAAUCUUAAAUAAAUUAAUUACACAAGUCGUUUUGAAAUUUAAACUUUAUUAUGCAUUUUAUAAAUUAACUAUAGAAUAAUCA
This is a messenger RNA of Paramecium tetraurelia, 514 nucleotides long. RefSeq lists its product as uncharacterized. Lineage: Eukaryota; Ciliophora; Oligohymenophorea; Peniculida; Parameciidae. The record is from RefSeq and is a predicted model, not a curated record. The transcript has 3 exons.